Molecule: messenger RNA, 1795 nt
Organism: Populus trichocarpa (black cottonwood)
Lineage: Eukaryota; Viridiplantae; Streptophyta; Magnoliopsida; Malpighiales; Salicaceae
Exons: 10
Coding region: 230-922 (230 amino acids)
Biological process (GO): positive regulation of ubiquitin-protein transferase activity; protein neddylation
Cellular component (GO): ubiquitin ligase complex
Molecular function (GO): ubiquitin conjugating enzyme binding; ubiquitin-like protein binding; cullin family protein binding
Source: RefSeq, a predicted model, not a curated record
GCACGCACGCGCAGAGUCGAGCGUGACUGUCAACUUUUGCUAUUUCCAAUCUCAGCAAGGCACGCAGCUCUAAAAAAACCACUAUAAACCUCUAUCUUCUCUUCAAUUCCCUCUCAAACCUCUUUUUAUUUUUUUUUAUUUUUCAAUCUAGGGUUUUAUUCUGGGUUUUGACUGAAACAUUUAGUCAUCAGAUCAAACGGUUGUGGCUUAUCGUCUAUAACAAAACACAAUGCCUCCUCGUGCAUCAAAGCGAAAAGCGACGGCCCCACAGAACUCCUCCUCCGUCACAUCAGCUGACGAUUCUCCUACUGCCUCAGAUAAAACCAAAACAAAGAAGACAGAUCGGCUAGAUAGCCUAUUUGAUUCAUAUGCGAAUAGCUCGUUAGGCAUAAUUGACCCAGAAGGAAUUGAGGCAUUGUGUUCAGAUAUGAGCGUGGAACAUACUGAUGUUAGGAUCCUAAUGUUUGCAUGGAAACUGAAAGCUCAAAGGCAGGGUUAUUUUACACGGGAUGAGUGGCGAAGUGGCAUGAAAGCUCUCAAGGUUGAUUCUCUCAGCAAAUUAAAGAAAGGGCUGCCAGAACUGGAAAAGGAGGUAAACACACCAGAAAAUUUUCAAGAUUUCUAUUCAUAUGCAUUUCGAUACUGCCUAACAGAAGAGAAGCAAAAAACUGUAGACAUUGAGAGUGUCUGUGAAUUGCUGAAUCUUGUGCUUGGGUCACAGUUCCAAUCCAAGGUUGAUUUAUUAAUAGAGUAUCUAAAGAUUCAGUCUGAUUAUAAGGCGAUAAACUUGGAUCAAUGGAUGGGUUUUCUUCGUUUCUGCAAGGAAAUUAGCUUUCCAGAUCUUGAAAACUACGAUGCAGACCUAGCUUGGCCCUUGAUCCUAGAUAAUUUUGUUGACUGGAUGAAAGAAAAGCUUAGCUAGAUUCAGCAUUUUUUUUGGCGUUUUAACAGUGAGGAAUUUGUUGAAAUCGUGAUUAUGAAGCACGUUUUUUAAUCCAUACCCUCACCCUGAACUCUCAAAAUAUUUUCAUUAUAUGCUGUAAUUUUUCCUUUUCCAUGUUUUUUUUCCCCUGCUCCAUUAACCUAUAAAUUUCCUGAGCCAUCUGCUGAAAACAAAAAAGACAUGGUUCUCAAGCCUCUGGUUCCAUGUCGAUUGGCCAAGGAAAACAAAAAAGACACGGUUCCACUUAUUUUACAUGCGAUUCUGAAAGAAAACUAACUUAAGAUCAAAGGAAAGAAAUGACGAAUCUUGCCUUCUGCUCUAAUCUUCUAGUACCCGUUUUCAAAUCAUCUGCCUUGAUUGCCAUAUUCCCAGGCAUCUCUUUGAGUGCUUUAUGCUCUUUCUCAGGCUACUGCAUUUCUUAUUUUCUCAUAAAAUCCUUUGCAUUGUCUUUCUGUUCAGCGUUGCCCAUUGUCUAACCCUCAAAACCUCGUAACAAGGCCGGUGAGUGCACAUCUUGGAUAGAUCAGCACAUCAAAUUGCCUCGCAAAUUACAUGAAUAUUCUGUCUGAAAUGCCUAGAAUUAAUGACACGGUCGUGCAUGUACCAUAACAUUACAUUUCAAUGAGGUGGCACAGAUCAAUCACGAGCUUGAAGAAAUUGGAGUGUUUUUAUAGUGGAGGAAAUGCUAUUGUCCAGCAUAUCUAAAAAUUACAGAAUACCCCUCUACAAAAAUACAUAAUAUUUAUUUAUUUGUUGUUUGCAUAGUUAACCACAAAAUUAUUUCCAUGAAAUUAUGUCAGUGAUUGAGGAAUAAGAAGGAAAAAAUUAAAAAACUUGAUUUAUUUUUUGAAA